Folsomia candida is the source of this 3735-nucleotide messenger RNA. RefSeq lists its product as uncharacterized. The coding region runs from base 318 to 3548 and encodes 1076 amino acids. The transcript has 7 exons. Lineage: Eukaryota; Metazoa; Arthropoda; Collembola; Entomobryomorpha; Isotomidae. The record is from RefSeq and is a predicted model, not a curated record.
CGGCUGUGAAGCGGGAAUCGCUCUCUCUCUACUCGACUCUCAUUCCUCGCACGUGUGUGAUUUUGUGAUCUGCAAUUAAUUUGCAAAUGUUUUCGGCAAUAUUAUUUUAAUAGGUGACUAUUUCGAUUUUUAAGCUUGGACCACGAUAUACCCCGAUUGACGACUUUUUAGGGUGACCGUGUUGGUAUUUUUGUACAUACAUACGAUGAAAAUGGUAAAAAUGUUCCGGAUUACCUAUAAUAUGAGCGACCUCUGCUUACAGCUUGGAGCUACACAUCAUCAGUUUAAAGUUUGGUCAUUUUAGAAUAUCUUUACUCAUGGCGUUCAACGCUCAAAUUCCCAACGACACUGGGGCAAAACACAGAAAUUGGAAGGAUCCCCACUUCCUCCGCGACUUACGAAACGUUGGCCUAUCAGUGGCUGGACCUCGUUAUGGCGUUAUAGCACCGGACACCAUGUAUUCAUAUGCACAGAAAAUAGGAAACGUCAAUCCGUCCCUGUGCUUUCAAGCAGACGUUUUUUACCCAAAUGCUAUUGCGGAUGUUUGUGCCAGUGUGGAGUCACUAAGAAUUGAUGACAAUCAUCAGGGUGGACAAGAGAAGGUCGUCCUAUUAAGACCCCCGGGAUGUAGAGGAAACCAAAUACAACGAGACUUUCCCUUGGAGUCCAGAGUCCCUGUUGCCAUCCCUCUCGUUCAGUAUCCUUCCACAACGUCGGACAAUUUCCUGGACCAGACGGAUAUUUGUGCAGUUCCAGUUUUGAAUUGGGAAAAGUAUAUCGAAGCAUUUAGAACAAGUUUACAGAACGUUAGAAAACGAGAUAAGGUCUCUCCAAGAUUCAGACCUUUGACGAAAAGAGACCGGAAGGAGAAAAAACUGGUGAGAUGGAGAUCAAAAUGUGCAAAACUUCCGAAAUCAAGACAACCCAAAUUCGAAGAUGUGCCCACUUCCUCUGAUGAGUCCGAAAAUGACCUUAUUACAAAUUGCAAUUACGGCGUCGAAGCACUUGAAGACGGCAAUGCGCCAUGUACCUCGGCUGCUGCCACUUCCACACAGGUUUAUAAAAGAUUCAAACCUACAAGAACCAAACCCAAGGCACUAACAAUUGCCCAAGUGCGGGAUAACUUAUUUGAGAACAUGUCUGAAGGUUCAGAGGACGAUGACGAACACGACAUCCUACUCAAUAAUCCUGUAAAGCUUGGAUUUUUGCGACGUAAGAGAGCAAGCCAAGUUCCACAUGCAAAACUUGGGAAAUCUCAAGUGGCUGUCAUAAAAAAUAUUCCAAAGUUGAGAUUAGAAGCGACUUGGAAUUAUGUGUACGGAGGCGCUUCUGGUUCAUGCUGUUCCAUAACGAGGGGUGAUAAUAGAGUAGUAUUUGUGGGAAACCAUUCACAAGUUCGCCAGAUUGUCUUGGAGAAAUCACAACGGUCUUCAAUGUUAUCGUAUCGAGUUCAAUCUGUAUGGGAAGAGGAUAUUUCAAGUGUACCUGUUGCUGCACAAGGAAGUGACAUUAGCGACCCAUUGAGUAACAUUGUUCAUCAAAUUUUGUCACCCGCUGGAACGUUUGAUUUGCUUGGGGUCAGACGUGGCAAAACAAUUGAUAUUUAUAGUACCAAAGAGGAUACUCCAUAUUUAUUGGAUUCUAUUCCAAACAUAUCUUACGGAAUCAAUAAAACCUUUAGCAAAGGGUAUGUUCCGGAUCCAUUGCUUUUGGGGAUGGAUUUUAAUCCAAUGUAUUCAGCAGAAUUUAUAACCAUAGAUGAGAAUUUAGAACUGAGGAUAUGCGACCUUACCAAAGAGACUACUGUGAAGAUUUUUAACUUGAACAAAUCGACACGCCGAUCCCCAAAAUUCUUUGAAUAUCCCAAAUUCCAAUAUGUCAAUAACGCGUCGGGCGUUCAGUUUGGGCACCACAGUCACAUGUUUUAUGGAUGGACAGAUUCGGAAGUAUUCAUAGGAGAUCGAAGAACCACCUUUAAAUCCAGAGCUCCACUGAUUCAGAUAUUCGAUCUGAGAAGGGCGAAAAGUUCUCUGGCCUGGUCGGAUCAAAUAUUCUUUAAUGAAUCCAAGAUUAUGUUGAACGAAUAUAUGUCCUCGCUAAAAAUGAGCAGUAAGGAGAACUAUUACUAUGUCGGCACAACUGCCAGAGUAUUCUUGAUGGACGUCAGAGUACCAGGCCAGCCGGUCUUAAAAUUUGAACAUGGAAUGCAAUCGGCUGCAUAUUUGGAUACUUUUAUGGACGGGUCUUUUGAGAUGGUCGUAGCUGGCAGUCAACGUUUGGGAACCACAAUAUGUGGCAUCACUGAUCAUGCCCAUGUGAAGUGCUUCGAUAGACCGAAAUGUACAGCAGCCAAUCCAGUUUUGCAUUGCCUUCCUCGACACUUAUCCAACUCUAGUGAGUUUUUCGACACUGUCGGCUCCAUUGGGUCAGAUUUUUCAUGGGAAGCAGAGCAUCAAAGAGCAAAGGCGCACAAUUACUCAUGGACAAGUGGUCUUGUAGUAACAAAAGGUGGUCGUAAUAAGCAGGAUCCACAUGAUCCUAGUGGUGUGUUGGUGUUCACGUCAAACGUGUAUGGCGAUCUAUUUUGUCAGGAAUUGGAGCAACCCCCUAUAGAUCAACACAGAAAAGUUCAAGUAUCCGACUCUAAAUUUGUAGAGUUUGCGAAAAGUUGGCAGGCAUCAAUGGAAGCACGUUCAAAAUCAGAAUUUCUGAAACCCAGUUUAAAUGCAUAUAGGCGAACUGAUUACUCAUUACUAAUGGAACCCAGUGCUCGAGGUGUGCAAAAAAUGACCACUGUUCGCCAGGAGCCGUUCGAUAGCAAAAAACCUGAUGAAUUUAUCCACAAGUUGUUAACGGAAGAAAAUGAAAUCACUUUCCAGGAACAAAUUGAUCAACUUCGUAGAUAUAAGUCAGACAUUGCUCAAAGAUGUCUUGAUUUCUGGGAAUAUGAGAGCAGUGGAGAUGACAACGAAGAGGAACAACUUGUGCUCAAACAAGAACGACAUGAUGCUGAAUUUAAUUUGCUAUAUGGAAAUGAGUUGAGUGAAGAUGGAACUCGUGAUGUAGAAUUUUUAGAGAACCGUCAAAAAAAGCUUGAAGUGAUUGAUUGUGAUUCUUUAAAAAGGAAGACAAGUGAGCAGCCGCUGUCUUCACUCACUGCUACAAAACAUAAAAAACAGCGAAAUAAAUCCAUAUCAUCUUCAAGCUCUAAUGGAUCAAAGAACAAAACGAACCUUGACGAGGACAAUAAUGACUUAGAAAUUGACGAUGAACCUCCAUCGGCUGAAAAUAACGACUCUGUUGACCAGCUUAACAAUGCUACCCAUACUUGUGACGCAGGCGAUUCCCUAUUUUCUCAGUAUUUAUCUCAACCAGUUGCGGAAUCAAGUUAUGAAUUUUACCAACCUUUGAAUCCCUCACAGACAAUGGAUGAAUGUGAAGAAAUGGAGCCUCAUUUCCCACAAAAUAUUGUCCCCGAGGAUGAUGUACCUUCAUUUCCGCAACAGAAAAAUCAAGCUGCCAGCAAGAGUAAAAAACAUGGAUUUUAAUUAUUCUGUUAGAAUGAAUAAUUAUUGUACAAAUUAAACGAAUUGUGAUAUUGUUGAGUCUCAUUCUUCACGGGGUAUAAAUUUUAAUGUUUUUAAAAAUAUUUUAUACUUGUAUACAACUUUUGGUUUUACUGGCUGGAUAAUAUAUAUAACUCUAAAAUCUACAAAAAUGUGUAACGUACCGCAA